Messenger RNA from Arabis nemorensis, 819 nucleotides. Lineage: Eukaryota; Viridiplantae; Streptophyta; Magnoliopsida; Brassicales; Brassicaceae. The record is from the annotation of a GenBank genome assembly.
AUGUUUUGGGAUAGGGAAUGCUCAUGUAGAAGGUGCCAUGGUUGGAGAACUAUCUUUCAUGUGCCCCGAGUUUAUUCAGGCAUGGCCGGAGCUAUAACAUCUGCUUUGAGACUUCUUACCAAAGCAAUAUUUGAUAAAUCUCCUAACGGUCUACGGAAAGGCGCUUUUUUAUUCUUAGCAUUUUCGAUUUCGAUCGAGUUUGUUUGCAUGGUUCUCUACAUACACAUAUUUCCGAAGCUACAAAUAGUGAAGUAUUAUUAUGUGAAGGCCAAAUCAAACCAUUUAGAAGCAGAAGAAACAAGAAUCGUGCGGUUAAGCAACAAAGAAUUGCUCUAUCAAAACAUGGACCUCGCAAUCAAUCUUUUCCUAAUCCACGUCUUGACAUUGUCAAUAUUUCCUGGAUUUUUGUAUGAGAACACAGGAGAACAUGAGCUCGGUUCAUGGUACUCUCUUGUACUUGUUGCUUCGUAUAACGGAUGGGAUGCUCUUUCAAGAUAUAUUCCUCUAAUCAAGUACCUGAAAAUUGAAUCAAAAAAAUGGAUCACUGCAUGCGUGCUUAUGCGUUUCUUGUUUGUCCCGGCUUUUUACUUCACUGCAAAAAAUGCAGAUCAAGGCUGGAUGAUAAUAUUGACAUCUAUUUUGGGAUUGACUAACGGUUAUCUAACUGUUUGCAUUCUCGCAGUUAAACCUAAGAGCAACUACAAUGUUUUGGAGACGGAUGCUUUGGGGAAUUUGCUUGUAGCUUUUAUGUUCGGAGGGAUUUUUGCAGGAGUAGGAGUCCACUGUCUUCAUGGAGCAUCUUCUUCUGUAUUGAAAUGA